UUCGAUUUGAGUUUCAUUUUCUUGUUUGUUGUGCUGGCUUGCUCUGCACAGUCUGCUCAUUUCUAGGGUCGUCGCCUUUUCUUCAUCGCAUUGGCAGCCCAUCGCAGCCUUUGGCCAAGCGUUCGCUCAUCAUGGCGACAAUCUACCACCAGGUGACGAACCCAGAGGCCGUACCCAGUGCAGGCACCAAGGAGACGUUCUCUCCACAAAAUGGUGUGUCCAGCACCGGAGACAAGGAGACGUUCUCUCCACAAAACGGUGUCACCAACGGUGUCACGAACGGUUACACUAACGGCACGGGGGAUGACCUGGAGAAGAGAGAAAAAGAUAUCAUCCCUCCAUCCACCCAGCAACAGCACUCCGGCGACCUGGAAAAGAAACAGACCCUCGCACCCACAAAUGAUCUCGAAGACGCUUCGCCUAUCGGCAGCACAGAUCCUCUUGAACUAUUGAGGAAGAUCCAAAUCGACGACGACGCGCAUCCCGUCCGCUGGCCAGUGUGGAAGAAAUGGGUCAUCGUCGUCGUCUACUGCAGUCUGCAGCUCUUCGUGACUCUGACUUCGACAACCUACGUCUCGGUGGAAUUUCUGAUCCAGGAGAAAUGGGGUGGAAGCUCGCAGAUCAUCACCCUCGGUCAAUCCAUGUUCAUCGUCGGAACCGCCGUCGGACCUGCAUUUUUGGGUCCAUUGUCCGACAUUGGUGGUCGAAAAUGGGUCUACGUGGCUGCCAUCCUGAUGUACGCCAUACUGAACAUCGGCACCGCACUCGCAGACAACUUCCCCAUGCUGGUCAUUUUCUGCUUCCUGACCGGUUGCGCUGGAUCGGUCGCUCUUAACAAUGUCGCCGGAACGAUUUCCGACCUAUUUGGCGACGCCGACGACGCAGCACAACCGAUGGCUCUGUUCGUGGCGAGCGCCAACUUCGGACCUAGUCUGGGUUCGCCAAUUGGCGAAUGGAUCGCCGAAAACCCCAGCCUCAGUUGGCGAUGGAUCUUCUACAUCAACAUCAUCAUCGGCGGCGCGUACGCCUUGCUCCUGUGCUUCUUGCCCGAGACUCUUCCUCGCAUCGUCAUUUCCAAAGCCGUCAAACGACGAGGCAGUGUCGACCAAAACGCCGUCGAUAUCGCCCUUGGUUCAAGCAGACUUUCCGUCAUGAGGGAGUUGAAGUUUGUCGCGACCAUGGCCCUGCGCAUCAUGCUCACAGAGCCCAUUGUCAUUUCAUUGGGAUUGUACAACGGCUUCGCCUACGGUCUCCUCUUCUUGUACCUUGAUGGAGUUUUCGACGUCUUCGUCUUCAACAACGGUCUGAGCUACAUUGGCGCUGAUCUGACCUAUCUCAAUUUCUGUGUUGGUGUCACCGUCACAUUCAUGUUCGUCCCCGUCCAGACAUACCUCUUCCGCCGCGACCGACUCAGGCACGGCCGCCACCGCCCCGAAGCGCGAUUCUUGGUCUCCCUCGUCACCGUCUGGCUCUUCCCAAUAUCCCUGCUAUGGUUUGCUUUCACUUGUGACGGCACCGUCUCAUACUGGUCCUGCGUCGUCGCAGGUGGUGUCCUCGGUUUCUGCGACCCGCUCCUCUGGCUCGCCAUGCUGAACUACAUCACCGAUUCGUACCCAAACGUCGCGGCCAGCGCCAUCGCCGCCUUCCUGAUUCCCAGCUUUUUGAUCGCCGCUGGUUGCGCGCACGCCGGUGUCGCCAUGUUCGCCAACAUGAACACCAAGUGGGCGUUCGCCACGUUGGGUUUCAUCAGCUUCGGACUCGUCGCCCUCGUCUACGUUCUGUUCUUCUUCGGACCUAGACUGAGAAAGUGGAGUAAAUUGGCCAGAACGUUUGAUGGGGAGAAAUAGGUCUGAGACCGCAUGCUGGUGUUUCGGCAGAGUUGGGCUGGAACCGCAAGAUGAUCUUUAGCGAAAACGGCAAUAUUUGGUCGCUGGGGCUUGCUAAGAACAGUUGGAUGCAACUACCCGAUAUCCAACUGGAGUUCUUCGUAUACAACAUUAUACCUUUAAUCCUGGAAUUCUGGAGGUUACUAUCUCCCAUUGCAAUUUCUAGUGAUCUAUUGUCAUGGCAAUCACUGUCAUGAAGGUGUUGGACUCUCACGUCUUAGUUCCUCG
This is a messenger RNA of Exophiala viscosa, 2114 nucleotides long. RefSeq names its product MFS multidrug transporter-like protein. NCBI's taxonomy places the organism in Eukaryota, Fungi, Ascomycota, Eurotiomycetes, Chaetothyriales, Herpotrichiellaceae. The coding region runs from base 132 to 1847 and encodes 571 amino acids. Gene Ontology annotation, biological process: transmembrane transport. The record is from RefSeq and is a predicted model, not a curated record. Gene Ontology annotation, molecular function: transmembrane transporter activity. Gene Ontology annotation, cellular component: plasma membrane. The transcript has 3 exons.